Messenger RNA from Geodia barretti, 769 nucleotides. NCBI's taxonomy places the organism in Eukaryota, Metazoa, Porifera, Demospongiae, Tetractinellida, Geodiidae. The record is from the annotation of a GenBank genome assembly.
UGUGUCUGGCGUGUCGACGCUUAUUCUGGCACUACAGGCUACGAGGCGGCCUUUUAGCGAUACCAGCGGCUUCAGAACUACGCGAGCCUGAAAAAGAAAAGGGCGAUUUUUCAGAAAUGACUGCGUUCGGGAGAUAUGCCGUGAAAACAUGUGAAAAAGCCGACCUGCUCCGCUCGCUCUGUGUACCUUGGAGGUACAGGAAGUCACAACGAAGGGCGUGUAUCGACUCCCGCAUGCUAUCUACUAGUGUAGGACUCUCCGCGAGCUACUAGCGUACGAAGUACUCUCAUCAAUUAUUAGCGGUGACGCGCAUGCGCAGUUCUCCGAGGGUUUCACUUCAGUGCUUUUCAUUUUUACGAUGUCGAUUCUUGUCCUUCUCGUAUGUCUUUCUUUUGCCGUCGGCCAAGAAAUAAGUGUGACUGGUAAUGUGGUAGUGUUUGAAGGUCAAGAUGCUUUGUUUUCCUGUACAACACGCUCUGUUCCUGGCCACUGGAGACUGAAUGACACCAACAUUGCUGAUCUUCCAAGUUUAAUACGUGCUGAUUUGGUCGAUGAGACCGUUCAAUCUGGCAUUUUUUAUUUUAUUGCCCUAAGUAUUGCUGGUAAAGCUGUGUACAAUGGAACUACAGUGCAGUGUGCAGUUGAAGAUGGUGAUGUUUUGAGAAAGAGUGGUGUUGCUACAUUUAUCAUACAAGGUCCACCCUCAUCGACUGUUGUGUCUUUGACAUCAUCUACAAACUCUUCGAUCACCAUCUCGUGGAGUGCUCCA